Rhincodon typus (whale shark) is the source of this 2263-nucleotide messenger RNA. RefSeq names its product leucine-rich repeat serine/threonine-protein kinase 2-like. The coding region runs from base 794 to 2176 and encodes 460 amino acids. The transcript has 13 exons. Lineage: Eukaryota; Metazoa; Chordata; Chondrichthyes; Orectolobiformes; Rhincodontidae. The record is from RefSeq and is a predicted model, not a curated record.
CAAUGUUAAUAGAAGGAUAAACGCUGAUCAGGCAAUAGGGCAGAACGCCCCCUGUUUUUGAAAGAAUUCCCUGGAGUCUUUUGGAUGGAACUGAGGUUUCAUAAAUCAACGUUUCAUUAUAGCAAGAUUACACCUCUGGAAUUUUAGCCUCAAUCUGAUUUAUAUGGUCAAACCAAGAUUUGUGCAUUUCAGAAGCUUUAUCAAAAAUGUUUUGUUUGAAUAAAUGUAGUGGAAGCGGAAACCCGACAGAAUGACCACUGAGUUUUUAGCGUGACGGUUCCUUCCUGUGUUAGGCAUUAACAAAAAUAACUUUAUAUAACCAGUUGUCGUCAAAUAGUGUCAAACUAGGGUCGACUCAUGAUAGCGUGCUACAUGGCAAAUUGCCAAAUGUGCUUUGGGCUGCGGCCAAGGGAGUGCCUUCCCUGCAGUUUUUGACGGUCUGGCCUAGAGGUCGGCUUUGGACUCCUCAACAACACUAAUACCGACUUAAUCUUUAGAAACAAGUGAGGCUGAACUUUCGCUGAAAAAAAGUCCGAGAAGGGCAUACUCAAAGUUACUGACAGCAGCACCCGGGUGAUGAAGUAAAGUUACUUUUGGAAAAUCCCCGCGGACUGAAACUUCCGUAACUCGUUUCUGAUUUUCACUUUGAGCGGCUAGUAUUAUAGUCAUACCGUGACCACCGCUGACGGAAGUAACCGACUGGUUAAAGACUGGCCGUUCUCACAAUCCAACCAGAUGGUUUUUUCUACGAUCAAACAUGAAAAGCGGUCAAAAUUAGAACUGUCGAUUAACCAUGGCGGACUCGGAACAACUGGAGGAAAACCUGAAAAAACUAAUUGUUCGUCUCCAAAAUGUCGAGCAAGGAAAAGAAAUCAGCACUUUGCUUCAGAUUUUAGACGACUUGAUUCUCCUUACUACUGUUCAAAAUGCUUCGAUUUUAUUCGGAAAUAAGAACGUCCACGUGCCGUUAUUGGUGGCUCUGGAAUCGUUCACCGAAAUUGCCAGUAUCCAACAGGCAGGUUGGUCUUUAUUAUGUAAACUGAUGGAACUCUGUCCAAACAUUAUUAACAAAUUGACGACACCUCAGGAUAUGGGAAAGGACUGGGAUGUCCUGGGAGUGCAUCAACAGAUCCUGAAAUUGUUGUUGUUUUACAAUUGUCAUCCCACCGUAUUUCUGCUCGGCCUUAAGGCAUUAAUACUCCUUGUUCAAUCAGAUGAAAUUUCAUUAUUGCUUCGAGAUGAUGAAACGGAUGUGUUUUCUUUGGUUCUUGAUGGAAUGAAGAAACUUGCUGACCAUUGUGGAAUUCAGAUGUAUGGGUGUCAAGUAUUGUGUGCACUUUUAGAAAAAGUUCCAGAUGAGCAGAUGGUCGAAUUUGUAGAAGAGAAGGAUCACUGGGUAAUUUUGGAAGCCAUAAAAAAAUUCAGCGAACAUGAAGAUACAGUACUGCAUGGUCUGAGAGCUCUGCUUCCUUUGGCCGGUCCACAAAACAAUGUAGAAAUUCUGAUGUCAGGAAAUGAAAAAUGUUACAGUCUAGUAACUGAUGCAAUGAAAAGAUUUCCUGACAAUGAGGCAAUUCAUGAAACUGGCUGCUGUUUACUUCAGAGGUUUACAUUUGAUAAUUUUUAUAAUAUUUUAUUACUGCAUGGAGCACCUGAGGCUGUUAUUAACGCAGUUCUGAAAUAUCCACAGAAUGGUACCCUGCAGGCUGCUGCUCUCAGCAGUCUGGCCCUUUUAACUGAAACGAUAUUUGUGAAUAAGGAUCUUGAAGAAAAAGAAGAUGAUCUGUGUUGGACAGAGGCUUCCUGUCGAGCUUUGCAAACAUUCAAAGGAAAUGCAAAGGUCCAGGAAGCAGCUUGUUGGGCACUAUACUAUCUACUUCUGUAUCAGAAUGAUCUUCAUACAAAGUUUGAAGAUGAAGAAGCAUGCUAUCCAGUUCACAGACUGGUGAUGACAGCGAUGUUAUUACAUUCCAAUUCAAAGGAAGUGUUUCUAGCAGCGGCAAAUGUUCUGGCAACUUUGGCCGACAAAAGUGUACAAAUCAGAAGGCUUCUCUUGGCAAAAGGGAUACAUAUCAACAUUCUAGACCUUAUGAAAAAACAUUCAGACUCUUAUGAUGUCCUGGAAAGUGCCUGCAAAUUCCUUAAUAAACUGUUUCUCGGAAGAGGAAUAAUUUAACCUCCAAUAGCAACAUUGCUGAAAUUCAAAACUUGAUAUAAGAUAUUAUAAAUACAAGCCUACUUUCUACCAUUCCAAGAUCCUGGG